GUGGCUUGUCUUCAACCCAAUUCACUGUGUCAUCUGAAGACUCUGGGUGAGACACCUCACAGCCUUCCUCUCGCUAGCGCCCAGCUUUAUUAUCUGCCAACCCGCCAUCGCUCAUCUUCCUAUUCCUCUUUCGCUGCCAUCAUCUCGACUCAGUCUUCCGUUACCCAAUUCGGCGUCGGAUCGAACUAUAGUCAACUCCGUUUUAUCCAUCGUCGGAUUACCCUCUUCUUCCCCUGAAUCUUAACGUCCAACUCAAUCACAUCGAUCAAGCGCCAUGGCGUUCCUCACUCGCUUGCUUCAUUUUCUGUUGCUGUCGUUGAUCGCCUGUGCUGCUAUCGCGGCCCCGACUGCCGAUCAGUCUGAUGCCGCCAACUCGGUGGUCGACUCGACUUCCCACGGCUAUCUCAGUAGCUUCGAGGACAAGGCCCUGCAUCUGUAUGAAAAGUUCCGUCACGGAGUUUUUCAUUCCGCAGAUGACAACGCCCAGACUGUGGAGGAGGAUGCUGCACUGUCCAGCCGGGCCAACCUCGCCAAGCGACAGGGUGUGAGCAAUUCGACGAGUGCUGCAGAAACCAGCCAGGCGACGGAACCUGCCACGACUUCGGCGACUGCUGCGGCCACCACUCAAGCGGAGACCUCUGCCAGCAGCGCUGACUCGACUUCGGCCGAACCCACCUCCGCUGCCACCACCGCCGCCGCCACCACCGCGCAUACAACCGCCGUGCAGACUACAUCUAGCUCUAGCAGCAGUGAAUCCAGCUCUAGCAGCAGUGAGUCGAGCUCUAGUAGCACAUCUUCUACCACCAGCGUGCCUGCCACCACCACCUCGUCGACCUCGUCCACUUCCACUUCCAGCUCGACCUCAUCCACCGCAAGGUCGACCACCAUGCACACCACGAGCUCCACAUCGCAGGAUACGACUAGCACGACCAGCACGACCAGCCAGCCCACCACCCCGUACACCUCCACCUACAAGAUCACCACCACUCUGCCCGACGGUCAGCAGAGCACCGUGACAGCCGUGACAGUCGUGCACCCCACGGAGACCGCCCGCGAGGUGGCCACCGGCACCAAUGCGUCCCCGGGACUGCAAACCGACUCUGCUGCCUCUGCCAAUGGAUUCGCGCGGGAGUUCGCUCUCAUGAUGGGAGGAGCUGCCGUGGUGGCCAUGGCAUUGUAGCCUCUCUCAGCCUGUGACAACAAUACUCUACCAUUCAAGUGCAUAUUCGGCGUUAAAUUUUAUUCUCACAUUUCGAAAAUGUUUUAUGAUACCUCACGAUCCUUGAGCAAGCAAACAAGCUAGCAUGUGCAUAUUUCUCCGGCGUCCAAAUACCAGUCUCUCCUUGAAAGCGCUGCAUAAAUGAUUGCAACUUAUUCACAAAUGGUGUUGAAAAGGAAUUUGUUUCUCAUGAUGACAUGUCUCUCUUUAUGACCCUGUCCCAAUUUGCAACUACAUACAUACAUACUACUAUAGUAGGCCGCUGGCGUAAGUUGCCGGGGGUUGUGGCCAGUUGCACAACUGUUACUAACAAUUAUUAACUAAAGUAUAUAGUAAACAUUCUAUUAUGUUAUACAUAAUAGUUAU
Molecule: messenger RNA, 1585 nt
Organism: Aspergillus costaricaensis CBS 115574
Lineage: Eukaryota; Fungi; Ascomycota; Eurotiomycetes; Eurotiales; Aspergillaceae
Product: putative GPI anchored cell wall protein (Dan4)
Exons: 2
Coding region: 275-1180 (301 amino acids)
Source: RefSeq, a predicted model, not a curated record